AUGCUCGACCUUAACGAUUUCAUCACCGAGCGCGGUGGUGAUAUUAACAAGAUCAAGGAGAGCCAGCGCAGGCGGUUUGCCCCCGAAGAAGUUGUCGAGGAGGUGAUCGCCCUGUAUGAAGAAGCCCGCCGAGCACGGUACGCGGCCACUCAAAUCGGGUCCGAGCUCAAUGCCGUUCAGAAGGAGAUUGGAAAGAAGAAGAAGGCCAAGGAAGACGCCAGUGAUCUGGUGAACCAGAAGGCCGACAUCGAGAAGCGCAAGAAGGAGGCCGAAGACAUUGCCGCCCAGAAGGAAUUGGAGCGUGACCGCAAAAUUCGGCCGAUUGGCAACUACGUCCACGAGUCGGUCCCCGUGAGCAACAACGAGGAUGACAACCAGAUUAUCAGAACAUGGGCCCCCGAGAAUGUUGCCAUGGAGCGACCCGGCUGUCUCUCCCACCACGAAGUCUUGACUCGCUUGGAUGGUUACGACCCGGAGCGCGGUGUCAAGAUCGUCGGCCACCGUGGUUAUUGCUUGACCGGCUACGGUCUCUUCCUCAACUUGGCCCUGAUCAACUACGGUCUUGAGUUCCUCUUCAACAAGGGCUACAAACCCAACCAACCCCCGCAGUUCAUGCUCAAGGAUUUGAUGGCGAAGACCGCCCAGCUUGAGCAAUUCGACGAGGAGCUGUACAAGGUCACCGAGAGUGAUGACAAGUCGACGGACAAGUACCUCAUUGCCACCUCGGAGCAACCCCUGUCUGCCCUGCACGACAGCGAGUGGCUGCAGGAGAAGGACCUGCCCAUCAAGUACGCCGGAUACAGCACAUGCUACCGUAAGGAGGCUGGCGCACACGGCAAGGAUGCUUGGGGUAUCUUCCGUGUCCACCAGUUCGAGAAAAUCGAGCAGUUCGUUCUCACCAAGCCCGAUGAGUCUUGGCAAGCUUUCGAGGAUAUGAUCGCUAUCUCGGAAGAGUUCUACAAGUCUUUGGGACUCCCUUACCAGGUUGUGGCCAUUGUUUCUGGUGCACUGAACAAUGCCGCUGCCAAAAAGUACGACUUGGAGGCGUGGUUCCCCUUCCAGCAGGAGUACAAGGAGCUUGUGUCGUGCUCCAACUGCACCGACUACCAAUCGCGGGCGCUUGAUAUUCGCUUCGGUGCCAAGAAGGCCACCGACUUGAAGAAGACUUAUGUCCACGCACUCAACGCUACUCUUUGCGCCACGGAGCGGACGCUCUGCUGUGUUUUGGAGAACUUCCAGCGGGAAGAUGGCUUCGAAGUUCCCGAGGUGCUGCGCAAGUACAUUCCUGGAGCCCCGGAGUUCCUUCCUUAUACCAAGGAUCUUCCCAAGGACUCUACCUCCCAGAAGGCCAAGGCCAAGGCCAAGCCCGCUGCAGCCGACGAGGCGACCAAGAAGAUGCAGAAUCUCAAGGUCUAG
This is a messenger RNA of Penicillium atrosanguineum, 1416 nucleotides long. Its product is annotated as serine--tRNA ligase SES1. The record is from RefSeq and is a predicted model, not a curated record. The transcript has 7 exons. Gene Ontology annotation, cellular component: cytosol. The coding region runs from base 1 to 1416 and encodes 471 amino acids. Gene Ontology annotation, biological process: seryl-tRNA aminoacylation. Gene Ontology annotation, molecular function: tRNA binding; ATP binding; serine-tRNA ligase activity. NCBI's taxonomy places the organism in Eukaryota, Fungi, Ascomycota, Eurotiomycetes, Eurotiales, Aspergillaceae.